AUGGUUGCAGAAGACGACGCAUCCAGCACCAAAACCGCCUGUCCUACAGCACUCAUCGCCAACGUCCUCAUCCUGCCUGACGGUGAGCAGCCCGUCCACGUCGAACUAUCAAAUUGGGACCAGAUAGACGACUUCCUCACCCGCGAUCAUGACGAGCACCCCGGCCAGUGGAAGAUGUUUAUCCUAAACGGCCUGCAUACAAAGCUGGCGUCCGAGCUGGCCGUGCGGCUGGAUAUUGACCCCGGGUUUUUCGACAGCCACGUCUACAGAACGAGGUACAUCCCUCCGCGGCGGGAGGCCACGCGAAAAGAAGGGGCCAAGGAGCAGAACCAAAGCAAAGCAGCCACAGACGCCGGCGUCCACUUCUUCCAGCUCGACUUCCCGCAGGUGGAAGAGCUCUCCGUCCCCGCGGCGAUCCAGACGUCGCGGAGCUCAGAGAUUCCGCUCCUGGAGACGCGGUGGAUGCUCGAGGAGAACGUGCUCAGCCUGGCGCCGGACGCGAGGAAGGCGUACCUCUUGGACGGGACGCUGUACCGCUGGGACGGCGUGCUUGUGGGCGUAUUUGGGUACUGGAGGAGGAUGUCGUGGUGGAGUUGCGAGCGGGAGAAGACAUACAAAUGGAUGCUAAUCGCCACGGACACCAGCCGUCAUGGUUAUAGACGGGCCGCUGGAGGCGAUUCUCCCGCCACACGUGUCGCCCGCGCAGCUCGCGACGCAGCCGUUCAGGAACAGCAUCAGGCGCAAGGACGCCAACGCCGUCGAGGCCCUCGACAGCCUGGAGCGCCGGCGCCCGCAGACGUUUCUGGAGAGGUUCCUCGGGCAGGGCGGCGCGGCCAGCGUGUACGAGGUUGCGACCGACGUGGCGCUGCAGCAGUGGAAUCUGCUCCUCGCCGCGGUGCAGGUCGACAGGGGGCCCAACCAGGCAAACUACCUGCUGGAGAUCACUCGCAGCGCAUCGAGAACAACGCGCUCGACUGCCGCCGCUACACGCGCGGGGCAGGCGAGGCGGCCAACGCCUGGGGGGACCUGGGCAGGCUGCUCCCGCAGAGGAGGGACUCGGCGUUUCUGCAGAUGGUGACGGGGUUCCACGACAAGUUGCAGCGGCUGGAGCGGAAGCUGCCCUCGCCGCCGUCGGCCUCCAGGGUGGACGCCCUGGCGCGGGAGGUGCGCGAGGACCGGAGGGCGCUGGACCGGCUCUCGUACAUGGGGGGGAUCCUGCUGCCGUUUUCCAUCGUGGCGGGCAUGUUUUCCAUGGCGGGCCGGUUCGCGGCCGGCGGGGGCCUGUUCUUUGUGUACUGGGUGCUUGCUGUGCCGGGUGUGCUGGUGGCCACGGUGCUGGUGUACGCGGACUCGCUGCGGACGAAAAAGGUCCGCAGGGUGCGCAGGGGCCGGAAGCAGCCUUCGCGGCUGGGCUGGCUGUUUGGCAGGAGGAGGAGGGACAGCGGUUCGACGACGUCGACGGACACGAGCUCCGUGUCGGGGGAGAGUGCGCGUGGUGGACAGGACGGCGGCCGUGGUGGUGGUGAGCCGGGACGACUGCGGGCGGCGACGGGGACGCCGAUGCCUUGGAGAUUGGGGCCGAGGCCGGUCUGGCCCGGGUUUGGGGAGGAUGUGGUGAGGGCUGACGAGACGGAGGAUCUGGGGUGGUGGAGGGCAUUGUGGACGUUGGUUGGGUAUAGGCCUCUUUGGGCUGCCGAGAGUGAUAUGCGUUGA
Metarhizium acridum CQMa 102 is the source of this 1713-nucleotide messenger RNA. The record is from RefSeq and is a predicted model, not a curated record. Lineage: Eukaryota; Fungi; Ascomycota; Sordariomycetes; Hypocreales; Clavicipitaceae.